UGUGUUGUUAUUUCGAUUAAAUUCGCAAGGGGGCAGCGUUGAUCCGACGUAGAAUUGCAACGAAGACUCCAGAGUGUUAUUACAGAAGAAACAUGUGAAUAUAACUUUAAAGUGAGUUUGAAUAUUAUGCAGCAUCGCCCCACACCAUGCACAGGAUGUCAGGUCUUGUGGGGUUCAGUUCUUCUUCCUUAGACUCACUCGGACCACCGCAGGCCCCGCUCCACUUGUCCCAGUGUUAAUCCAUCCUAAAUGAAAGCUGAGGUUGCUGUGUUGUAAACUUGCAGGCAUGUUUCCGCAUUCUUUGAGGAAGUUCGUCCUUGAUCAUCACGGAAGGAAAGUUUCUCCAGGCUACGGUCCCGAAGUGAAAGAGACUGUGUUUUCUUUACCUUAAGGCUUCAUGGUUCAGGUAUGACCGCGAUACGUUCACGUUAGUGAACCUGUAGGUUGCGUCGAUAAUUGCGCGCUCGCUGCUGGCAGCUCCUCAGCUCUGACAAUGAGUGAUCGGAGAAGAAAAGCUUCCAGAACAAUCCUUCAGCUGGGGUGCCAGCUUCUGUGGGUGGUGGGGUUGGUGGUGGGCCUGAGUGGAGUCUACCUGCUGAUGAACUACAGACAAAGCAGCUUAUUUUUCUCUCAUAACUACAUCACCGUGCCAGCUUUUUUUGCUCUCACCAGCGCUGUGUUCCUCGUGGUCAGCGGGGGUCUCGGCACCUGGCUGAGCUUCAGGGAUUGCAGAUUUCUGCAGGGACUGUUUGUUUAUCUGCUAAUUGUGGUCUUUUGUCUGGAAUGCACGGCUUCAGUACUGGCUUAUUUUUAUUCCACAAAGCUGGAUUCAGAGAUGGCUCCUCUCAGUGGAAUCUUUCAGAAUUACACAGGCAGCAGCCAAGACCCCAACUCUCGAGCUGUGGAUGCUACACAAGAAGAGUGGCAGUGUUGUGGUGUCCAUGACUUCAGGGACUGGCUGGAAAACCCCUGGUUUAACCAUACAGGAGGACUCUCGGUUCCUCGCAGCUGCUGUAACACUACGUUCCCUUCCUGCAAUGGCACUGUGGACCAGCCAUGGCUGCUUUACGCACAGGGCUGCCAGGUGAAACUGGAGAUGGUCUUCCAGUUUGUGCUGAAUUUUAUCAUCUGGGGCAGCCUGGUAGUUUUUCCGUUAGAGGUUAUUUUGCUGAUGACGAUGGCACAGCUGAUGAGGGACGUAGGAUUAAUGGCAUAUCGAGUACUGGACACAAAGUAAAGACACUGUGGCAGAUGGGAACAGAAUUGUCCAGAUAUGAUAAUACUACAAAGUAAGUCAUAUCAGUCCUGUAAAUAUGCAUCAAAUUAUACCAAGAUUGUUGUUAAUUAUUCCUGUGCUGCAGACGUCUUACCUGCCUUACUCCUGCUGAUUUAUACAGACUUACUCCAGUACACUACAAAACAUCUGCUGUAGAGUUGGUGAAAGCGAUUAAUUAUUGAUAUUUCAGAUCCCAGAGAAAAAUCAAGCUAGUUUCCAGGAGCUGUUUAUUGCUUUAAAUGUGCUGCUGCACCAUCCAAUCUAUAUUUUUUUUAAACUGAACGAUGUCACAUGCUAUUGCUGAGUGGUAAUAAAAAGGGCCAUUCUUAGUGAUGUAUCACACCUUCUGUUUAGUUUAAGUUACAGGACUUGCCUACCUGUGCCUGGAUAUCUUUCAUAGCCUCCAGUGUAGCUCUGUUAAACAAAUCAUGAUAUGUAAUGUCUGCAUAGGUUCACAUAGUGUUGUCCUCCGUGUUAUUGUAUGAAGAGCACUUUUUUUUCUUUUUUUUUUUUACUGUCUGUGUUUAAUUUGUCAGAAACUGCCAAACAUUACAGAAUUACUUCCUGAAAAGGCAAUAAAUUAAACCCACACUAAACUUAAUGUGCUGGCACUGUUCUGCCGAUUAUACUUGUGUUGCAUAAGUCAUGGUCUGAAUAAUUGUCCCUUGUAUUUACUACAUACUUGUUCUGUAUAUCCACUUACUGCAUUGUACCUAAAACUAAAGUUUCUGUCUCUGUAGGUAUUACAUUGUGGCAAGUUUGUGUACUGUUGGUAUAUUACACUGUACCUGAACCUGUCCUCAACACAGUGAUUAACCAACAUCUUCUGGACAGAUGAUUAAAGUACUAAUGAUAAUUGCAAAAUCAAUCAUAUUUUACAUGAAACAUUUUUAUCCUUCUGAUCUUAUUAAAAUACAGUAUAUGGAGAAUUAUUGUAAUGGUUUUAUAUACAUUUAUUUCUCUUUUUUUUGGUGAUCAAUUUGUAAGCAGUUGUCAUAGUUCAAAGCAUAUCUGAUGUGUCUGUUGAUCCACGGUUAACUCAGAUUAAUCAAUGUUAAUAUCUCCAAUAAAAUGCUUAUAGAGCUGA
Scatophagus argus is the source of this 2363-nucleotide messenger RNA. It is a transcript of the gene tspan37, whose product is annotated as tetraspanin 37. The transcript has 7 exons. The record is from RefSeq and is a predicted model, not a curated record. NCBI's taxonomy places the organism in Eukaryota, Metazoa, Chordata, Actinopteri, Scatophagidae. Gene Ontology annotation, cellular component: membrane. Bases 494 to 1237 code for a protein of 247 amino acids.